This is a messenger RNA of Drosophila simulans, 3597 nucleotides long. It is a transcript of the gene Dis3l2, whose product is annotated as DIS3-like exonuclease 2. Gene Ontology annotation, cellular component: exosome (RNase complex); P-body. Gene Ontology annotation, molecular function: 3'-5'-RNA exonuclease activity; RNA binding. The coding region runs from base 101 to 3238 and encodes 1045 amino acids. The record is from RefSeq and is a predicted model, not a curated record. Lineage: Eukaryota; Metazoa; Arthropoda; Insecta; Diptera; Drosophilidae. The transcript is spliced from 5 exons. Gene Ontology annotation, biological process: miRNA catabolic process; mRNA catabolic process.
GUAUCGGAGUGUGGCCGAAGCUGACACUGCUCCGACAUACCACGCAGUACGGUCCUACUGUACUUGUCCUAUCAUUUUAAUUUGGAGAAAGUAUUGAAUUAUGCCUUCCCUUUUAUAUCCCGCCCAUAGCCAAGUAAUGUCGGAAACGUCAAGCGUCGACGUGGAUGCGGACCGAGAUGGCAAAAAGAUGGGGGAGGGCCUCCGACAGCGCUCGCAACGUCUCAUUGUCCGCCUCCAGCAAAUGCAGAGGGAAAUGGAGUCUAAUGCAUCCAGCAACGACCUAUCGGCCAACCAGGUCGUUAAUCCGCUGCAGCCACAAAUUUGCUGGGCGGAAGCACGGCCACAUCCCAACCAAUCACAACCAUCUGCGCGGAGCAACAGCAGGCAGGCCAUUCCUUACGGUGUGCCAGUAUCCGCGCCAGCGCCGGUAGCUAUGCCCUUGCCCUAUCACGUAGCAUUCGCGACCUACCAGGCGACCAUGCAGAUUCCCUGCGUGCAACCACUUUCGCAUAUGCACGUCGUGUCUAGUCCCAGCCAUCGGCUAAUGGCGAAAAAGAAGUCGAAGCGGACGCUUCGAAAUGAGGUGGAGGCUCUUCAGGAUAUGGUCAAACAUCUUUCACACCUCUCCCCAGAUGUUAACGCGUAUGCCUGCCAGCUGAUACGUAAAAACGAGAUCCUUUCUCAGCUGGAGUGGAGUCAAACCAGGUCAGAAGCACAACCGCAACAGGUUGGGUACCAGGGUCGGCAUCGCCACGAUUCUGAGGUCUCAGCUACAAACAAUGGAAGUCAUGUACAGCAGCACCCAAAACUAGGACGAAGGCAACGCAAUCGCAAGAAAAACGAUGGAUCCGGUAGCAAUGGGACCCAAUCGCAAAAAACCGAACUAGAGGCCAUGCGGUCGUACAUAAACAAGAUUGUCCAACGUUACGUGGGCAUGGAUCACAAGUUGUCGGAAGACCUGAUUUUCAAAGGUAACUUCUCCGACCUGGAAGCGCAUGCGCAGAGACUAGUUGCUGCGGGUUAUGGGCGAAUUGUAGAAGAGGAAAUCCGGGUAAACCGGAAGAACAACAGACAGGCCUUUAUUAUCAUGUCCACAGAUCGAGAAGCACUCGAACGAGAUGGCAUCGUGCUCUUGCCAGUGGCCCGGCGCUAUGCCUUCGAAGGUGACAAAGUGCGUGCAUUCGUGCUAAACCCUGAUACCCAGGGCAGUUCAAAGACAGCUGAGCCCUCGUCUGGUGGAAUCACUGGUGGGAAGCCGUCUUUAUCUCUUGCGGAUGGUGAGGAGCUUUCGGACGAUACCGAGUCCCAGGGCUCUGAGUCCGAUACCGACAACGUGGUCGUCAUAUCGUCGGACAACUGCCCCAAAGCGUUUGUCAUAGCAAUAACUAAACAAACUGAGCUCCGCCAGAUCGUGGGAACCAUAUCGUUUACGAACCCCACCAAGCUUUGUGACGACCAGCUAUUCUACAAAUUCCGACCGUACGAUUUGCGUGUCCCCAUGGUCUACGUUCCGAAGGAUGCCUGUGCCGCCCACAUCGGAAACAAACAGCAAAUAGACGUGUCCGGCCUCUUAUACCUGGCCAAUAUACUCGAGACAGAUUGCAAUGGGCACUGCAUCGCUGAACUGAUCCAGCCGGUUGGACGCGUCGGUAAUUUGGACGACGAACUUAAGGCAAUUCUGUUUCAUAACGGUCUCCGGGAUAUAAAGCCAUUUGAGCAACGAUUUAACGACAUUUACUCCCAGCCGUCUCCUCCGAUAAGCCAAGACGAUCUCCAUCAGCGAAAAGACUUAAGAAAGAUGUGCAUAUUUACUAUAGAUCCGAUGACUGCUCGCGAUUUGGAUGACGCCGUUUCUAUAGAGAAGCUAGGCGACAAUGAAUAUGAGAUUGGCGUCCAUAUAUCCGAUGUUUCGCACUUCCUGAUAGAGGACAAUGAACUGGAUAACAUAGUGAAGGAACGCUCUACGUCUAUUUAUUUAGCCAACGAGGUAAUCCACAUGCUGCCUCAGUCUCUAUGCAUGCGAUGUUCCCUGCUCCCUGGGGAAGACAAGUUCGCUUUUUCCGUCUUCUGGCGGAUGAACGGGGAGGGAGUCAUGCUACAAAAGGAGCCAGAAUUUUGCCGCACAGUCAUUAACUCUUGCUCGCAAUUUGCUUAUGAACACGCUCAAAAGAUCAUCGACAACCCUAAUGAGCGGUUUACCGAGAACGACUUCCCGACCAUCCUGAAUGGAUUUAAUCCCGAUGAUAUCAGAAAUAGGGUACUGUGGCUUCACGAUAUUGCAAGCUCCAUACGUAAGACACGUUUAGACAACGGCGCACUAACAAUUAACAAUGCCAAGCUACGCUUCGUCCUCGAUCCAAUUAGUGGCGAACCGUUGUCAUUUGAAGUGGAGAAACAGCGAGAGGCUAACCGCCUGAUUGAAGAGUUUAUGCUUCUGGCCAACCAGGCAGUCGCCCGCUUUAUACACGAAUCUUUUCCUGAUAUCGCUGUACUGCGUAACCACCCUCCGCCACUUACUAAGUCCCUUAAAGCUUUACGGGAAAAGUUUCUUGCUCUGGGUUUCGAAUUGGACUACAGCUCGUCUAAGGCGCUCCAGGAGAGCAUGGUGCGUUUGUGCAAUGAGGCGCCCAAUCCUGUCGCAAUGAAUGCCUGCCUCAGCCAGCUUUUGAUGAAACCAAUGGCCCGUGCAACAUAUUUUUGCAGCGAGGGUAAAUCAGAACCGGCCGACCUGUGGCACUACGCCUUGUCCAUACCCAUAUACACUCACUUUACUAGCCCAAUCCGUCGGUAUCCUGAUAUUAUGGUGCACCGACUUUUGGCGGCGGGACUUAAAUAUUGUACACCGCCUAGACGUACCCCAGAUGAUCUGCACACCUUAACAAAAUUAGCUAAUGAGCGCAAGUACAAUGCAAAAAUGGCCGGAGACGACUCUGCUAACUUGUACUUCAAACGCUAUGUUCACAAUAAGCAGGGCAUAUACAUGCGUGCUGUGGUCAUUGAAAUAUUUCAGCAUAUGAUGAACGUAGUUACUUUAGAGUCGGGCCACGUUAUAAGCAUUAACUACAAAAUGCAAAAGGUCCUCGUAGACACACACGGCGCACCCAAUUACAUUCUUAUUGCCGAGCGAAACUUAAAGCAGUCACCUAGGAAGUUGCAGCUGCUUUCCGUGGUCCCCAUAUGUCUGAUCAUUUGGGAUAAAAAACUAACUGGAUUUUUAAAGAUGGGAGAACAUAUUUAGGCAAAAAAGGAGCAGAUGUAGUUCUUCCCGUAGGAACAACCCAAAGCAACAGCAGCGUGUUUUUUCAAUAUCCAAAACUGUUUAUAACUUUACACACAGAGGGGACAUUAGUUUUGUUUAAAAGAUUCCUUCCGUUUCAGCGUCGUUAAAUGAAAGAGUUAUGCAAAAUCGAAAAAUACCCCAAACUCACUCUUUUGAACCACAUUGUGGGUCCGAGCUUUAUGCUGGACAAAAAUUGACUCUGUGAUGCCUACAAUUUCGGUUUGCAUAUCAUAAGCUUGUAAAAAUGUAUGUACAUAUGUGCUAUGUAAAAUCAAGGCUUAACUGCUUAUCAAUAAAACAAUCAAGUUAACCGGAAA